AUGCCUCUAGUUGACGAGAAAUUAGUACAAAAACAAGUAUCAGUGGCACCAUUGGUCUUGCUAUCAGUUGUUGAUCACUAUAACAGAAUUGCCCAAAACACAAGAAAAAGAGUUGUUGGUGUGAUAUUAGGUGACAAUUCCACAGAUACCAUUAGAAUCUCAAACAGUUUUGCUAUACCAUUUGAAGAAGAUGAUAAAAAUCCAGAUGUUUGGUUUUUAGAUCAUAACUACAUUGAAUCAAUGAAUGAAAUGUUUAAGAAAAUCAAUGCCAAAGAAAGAUUAAUUGGUUGGUAUCAUUCAGGUCCUAAAUUAAAAUCUUCAGAUUUGAAGAUUAAUGACGUUUUCAAAAGAUACACUCCAAAUCCAACAUUAUUAAUUGUUGAUGUUAAACAGAGUGGUGUUGGUAUUCCAACAGAUGCAUACAUAGCCAUUGAAGAAGUUAAAGAUGAUGGUUCAAGUACAGAAAAGACUUUCAAUCACAUUCCAUCCACUAUUGAAGCUGAGGAAGCUGAAGAGAUAGGUGUUGAGCAUUUAUUAAGAGAUAUUAGAGAUCAAGCUGCAGGGUCAUUAUCGUUGAGAAUAACAAAUCAAUUGAAGUCUCUACAGGGUUUACAAUUGAAAUUAAGAGAUAUUGUUAAUUAUUUGGAGAAAGUUUCAUCAGGUACAUUACCAAUUAAUAAUACCAUCUUGGGUAAAUUACAAGAUAUUUUCAAUUUAUUACCAAAUUUAUCAGGAAUAGAUGAAUUAAAUGAAGAAGAUGUUGAAAAUGUUGCCAAUGCAAAGAAUCCAUUGGCUGCUGCUUUUACUGUUAAGACCAAUGAUGAAUUAAUGGUUACAUAUAUUAGUAGUUUGGUUAGAUCAAUCAUUGCAUUCCAUGAUUUGAUUGAAAAUAAAAUUCAAAACAAGAAAUUAGAAGAAAAAGAACAAGAAGAUGCUCUUGCUAAGCUUGAAAAAAAGGCUGAAGUGAAUGGUGAAGAGAAGACUGAAACCAAAGUGGAAAACUAA
Hansenula anomala is the source of this 1005-nucleotide messenger RNA. RefSeq names its product proteasome regulatory particle lid subunit RPN8 (gene RPN8). Gene Ontology annotation, molecular function: metallopeptidase activity; protein binding. Gene Ontology annotation, cellular component: proteasome complex; proteasome regulatory particle. The coding region runs from base 1 to 1005 and encodes 334 amino acids. Gene Ontology annotation, biological process: proteasome-mediated ubiquitin-dependent protein catabolic process. The transcript has a single exon. Lineage: Eukaryota; Fungi; Ascomycota; Saccharomycetes; Phaffomycetales; Wickerhamomycetaceae. The record is from RefSeq and is a predicted model, not a curated record.